Molecule: messenger RNA, 2105 nt
Organism: Vanessa atalanta (red admiral)
Lineage: Eukaryota; Metazoa; Arthropoda; Insecta; Lepidoptera; Nymphalidae
Product: clavesin-2-like
Exons: 1
Coding region: 98-1090 (330 amino acids)
Cellular component (GO): membrane
Molecular function (GO): phosphatidylinositol bisphosphate binding
Source: RefSeq, a predicted model, not a curated record
CGAACACAGUGCGCAGUCGGCCUCGAGCUCUAGGCGGCGCGCGCGCAACACACCGAUACAUUAGUGAAAGGACGCAUGACUCAUAUUAAGCCCAGACAUGAACGAGUAUGUCGAGUACGACUGGAGACUACACCAGAUGCAAAAUGAACGCCUUUGUGACGUGUCUAGAAAAAGACUUACAGAUAGUGAUAGACAACGUGCACUCGAUGGCCUCAAAGAAGCAGUCGAUUCAAGUCUCAACUUAGCCCUUCGCGAUAAAAGCCGUUGUCAAGACGACAACUUCUUGCGGCGGUUUUUGUACGCACGAAAGCAUGAUGUGCAGCAAAGUUUCGAGUUACUAGUACGAUAUCAUCAACAUCGCAGGGAACAUCCUGAACUAUGGGCUACAGCAGACGGAGGUGUAUUACGCGCUCUCGCCGAUGGAUUGCCUGGCGUGCUAGCGCAACGUGACCGUCGCGGUCGCUGUGUGCUCCUCAUGUUUGCUUCUAAUUGGACUCCACAUGCGUGUCCUCUACUUUCCGUGUUCAGAGCCUUACUUCUAACUUUGGAACGCACCCUCACCGAAUCACAAAAUCAAGCCAACGGAUAUGUUAUUAUUGUUGACUGGACAGAGUUUACUUUUAAGCAAUCGUGUAGUUUACAAGCUAAAGUUUUAAAAAUGAUGAUUGACUGUUUGCAAGACAGUAUGCCUGUGCGAUUUAAAAGCAUACAUUUCAUCGGCCAACCGUGGUAUGUGGAAACAGCACUCGCAGUAAUUAAACCUUAUCUUAAAGCAAAAACCCGGGAAAGAAUAAUGUUACAUGGAAAUAAUCUAUCCACAUUACACGAUUCAUUGCCGUUGGAUAUUUUACCUGCAGAGUUAGGAGGAGAAGGUCCCUCCUACAACUCGGAAUACUGGCUUCAGGAAUUUUGUCGUUGUGAAAACAUAGAUUCGAAACCAGUGCCCGUAAUAGGAACAGCUGCUCCAGUAGACAACGAUCUCCCCGCUGCCAAACUUGACAAAGCGUAUAAACAAAAAGAUAGUCCCAACUUUUCAUUUAAUGGAAGCGAAAAAAGUGCUAAGUCUGAGUUACUUCGUGAUAAAGAUUGACUAAGUCGUGUGAUCCAACAUGGAUGCAUUGGACAGCUAUGCCGGGCCGCCAUCGGGGCGUGUCGAUUCAUACUCACGAGUAUGUGCUACGUGCAUGCAUUUUGUGAUAUCAAGUGAAUUACUAAUUUAUUAUUUUUACAUUGCAUUGUAUGGACCAAACCAAAUUCGAAAGUGAAAUAUAUUCAAUAAUAACAUUACUUCAUUACAUUGAAUUGGGUCUUAAGUUUUAUGAACAUACCUUUCAAAUGAUUUUUCCUUCGAUCAAUCGAAAUUGAAUGUUAACCUCGCACUGUGGCAUUUAAAUUUAAAUGAAUCAUCCAUAUUUUAAAGAGUACAACAGCUCAUCCACUGCUCUCGCCAAAACGAUGUCGGACGAGCGAAAAUAACGGUUAAAACUUUUGAUAUUUUGUAAUUAAAUCAAUUCGUUAAUUCAAGUCCAAUCAUUCCUGACAUAUCUUAUGAAAUGAUUCCAUGUAACUUUCACAUAUAAUAUUUAUUUCAUCACUAAUUGUAGUUUUAACUGAUGUGUAACUAUAUUAUCACUUGCGUAAGACUCAUGACAAUAAUUUGACUAAGGCGGAAAGAAGAAAUGUAGAUAGGUAAUUAUGCUUUGAUAAUUUUGCGAGGCUUGUUGCGCAUUUACUAUUAUUUAAGCUGUAAGUUUUAAUGUGGAUAUAAACAUUGUAAAAUAACUGUAUGUCUAGUUCUAUAUUAUUGAUAAGAUUAAAUGUUUUGGUGCAUGUUUAGAAAAACAGUAUUACUUAUGUAUUUUUAUCGACAUUAAUGUAAAAUGAAAUAAACUAUUAAAGUGUUAUACGUUAACUCUCCUGUCGUGUGCAAAUGCUCUCUUCGAACAUGCUUAGAACGAGAUAAUUUUAGUUUGUACUGAUCCGUCCACUAAAUGAGAUUACUAAAUCGAGAACAAUUUCCAAUAUGACACUGAUAUAUUAUUUAUAUCGUCCUUGAAUAUAUCGACGUCCAACAUGAUAUUUCGUAUCUGAUAUUAUAUUUUGAA